Molecule: messenger RNA, 1461 nt
Organism: Mollisia scopiformis
Lineage: Eukaryota; Fungi; Ascomycota; Leotiomycetes; Helotiales; Mollisiaceae
Exons: 1
Coding region: 1-1461 (486 amino acids)
Source: RefSeq, a predicted model, not a curated record
AUGAGGUCGAUAUACAGCAAAGCUAAAGGUGUUUUCAUAUCGUUAGGUGAGGCUGCAGAAGAUAGUCGCCUGGUACCCAGCUUGGCUGAGACUCUCGUCGCUUGGGAAGACGACAGUCAGGGCCCAAUUGAGCAAAUCAUAAAUCCGAGACGAAAGAAUGAGUUUUGCGCCUUACAAGCACUUUUAACACGCACGUACUGGACCCGAGUAUGGGUGGUUCAAGAAGUGAACUCGGCAAAAGAGGCUCAUAUCCUUUGCGGCGAGGAUCUCCUUCCUUGGGAAACAUUGCUCCGAGCUCAGAAUAUCGUCAAUUUGAAUCAAAGUGCUCUGUGGAAGCUAGUCAAAGACGAUCCUCGUCUGGCAAGUUUUACUUCCGACGUAUGGUACGAGGGCCCGAGGGGCCUUCUGUCCCAUAUUGGAAAUGAGGAACCCUCACUGUUCGAAGCGCUGAGGUGGCAUUGCACGAAAGAAUCGACACUACCAGAGGACAAGGUUUACGCAAUAUUGGGAAUCACGACUGCAAAGGAGGAUCCUGCCAUGGUGAUCGACUACAGUCGAGGGGUUGAGCAAUUAUACAUUGAUACUACCAAGUACAUCAUUCAAUCCACUAGAAGAUUGGAUGUCAUAUGUGGAAUGCAACGCCCUCAUCAUCUCAAGAGCGCCAUGGAACUUCCAAGCUGGGUCGUGAACUGGGUGGACGCAUAUACGAGCUGUCUGCUAGAUGGAUCUACCGGGGAGGUGGAAGCAACUGGAUCUCGGGAAGCAUCUUUUGAGUUCUCAAAGGACGGAAGAAUGGUGACAGUUGAAGGGAUUCAUCUUGGAACAAUCUCCUCGGUUGCAGAGUUUCCAGUCUCGGAAAAUGAAAAUAUCCCAGAAGAAAGAGAGCCGAGUUGUCUCGACAGAUUUUGUCUUUCUUCCUUGAUGCUUGGGAACCCUCAAGAGGCUACUAUUCCCGACCUCCUAAGACUCUGCAAGAGUUUCACUUGCAGCCGCAUCUUGAGAGAUGUCGAAAUCCUCGCCGAACUUAGUGACGCAGAUGCCACAAGAAUGAUACUCGCAGUAUUUGCAUAUCUAGCGAUCCAGGAAAACACCAUGAUUGUUGGUCCACCCAUGGCAGAUCUUGCUCAAGAAUUGACUGAAAGAUACUCCGAGCAGGAUCUAGACUCUUGGAGUGAAAUCAUCCUCAGCGAUCUUGAGACUAUUCUUCAUUCUCGUGAUUCUUUCAUCUGCAGCGACGGUUUGCUCGGAUCUGGCUUCGGUCAGAUCGAAGCAGGAUGCGAAGUCUUUGCCAUCCUUGGAUGUGCUGCUGCUGUCAUUCUUCUACCUACGGGAAUCAACAUAGAUGGAAUUGAAAGCUUCAAGGUGAUCGGUGAUUCCUAUCUCGAUGGAUACAUGCUCGGCGAGGCACUUGUCAAGCUUGAUCAGCAGAAACUUAAGUUGAAAAAGCUUGUUCUAGUGUAA